AUGUCCAGUCGCUCCCUUUCACUUAGCAAACGCUCGAUCACUGAGGUGGAACGCCUCUGGAUCGCGACCCAUAAGGGAUCAUCUUCGCCUUCUUUGCUCGCAUUGAUCCGAAUAUUCGUCGAAACUGCCAUCGGCUCCUUGGUGUAUCUAAUGGUUGGCACUCGACCUGAUAUCACGUUUGCGCUGGGCACGUUGAGUCGCUUCACGUCUCGACCGCAAUCACAUCACCAAGCCGCUCUUCAUCAAUUGCUUCGCUACAUCAAAGUCAUGCAAUCUCACCGCAUCAGCUAUCGUAGCGGGCAGGUGAUUGGGUACACUGAUGCGGACUCUCGUGGCUCCGUCGUCACGGACGGGGCCUACUCCACGUCUGGCUGCGUAUUUCAACUCGCCGGCACCCCGGUCUCCUGA
Molecule: messenger RNA, 408 nt
Organism: Penicillium angulare
Lineage: Eukaryota; Fungi; Ascomycota; Eurotiomycetes; Eurotiales; Aspergillaceae
Exons: 1
Coding region: 1-408 (135 amino acids)
Source: RefSeq, a predicted model, not a curated record